Messenger RNA from Xyrichtys novacula (pearly razorfish), 9849 nucleotides. The record is from the annotation of a GenBank genome assembly. NCBI's taxonomy places the organism in Eukaryota, Metazoa, Chordata, Actinopteri, Labriformes, Labridae.
GGAUCUGGGAGGGGGAGUUGUCCGGUGUGUACGUGCGCAUGCUUUGACACUGCAGUCGCCUGCUGCUGCUGCAGACUGCGGAUCACACAGGGGUGACGGGAGGUGCUCACUUGGGUGUCAAAAUGGUGAAAAUAACCACAGUGAAGACUAAACCGUACACGGACCAGAAACCCGGGACGAGCGGUCUGAGGAAGAGGGUGACGGUGUUCCAGCAGAACCAGCACUAUGCGGAAAACUUCAUCCAGAGCAUUAUCUCUGUCAUUGAACCCGCCGAACGACAGGCUGCCACCGUGGUGGUGGGAGGAGACGGCAGGUUCUUCAUGAAAGACGCGAUUCAGUUGAUCGUCCAGAUUGCUGCUGCUAACGGGGUCAGUUUGAAAGAGAGAGAGGGGACGCUGUUUGCUGGUGUACAAUCAUUAGCUCAGGCGGCUAGCUAACGCUGCGUUCAUGUACCUCUCAGAUGCUCGGAGUUCAUAAGUUUUCAAGUUUACUCUUGGUCUAAGUUGAAUUUAGAAACAACACAGAUGACAUAAAACACGUUAUCGUGUCUUGGAGAAGGUAUCUCUUCAUGGACAGUUAUCUAUCAGAUAAACCGUAUUUUUAGCUAGCUUAAACGAAUUAUACGUGCCUUCCCCAGUUGUCCAUAUUUUCCCUAUAGGAAGAUCAUUUUCCCCAUUUUUCUCUGAAUGACACACACUCGUCAUUAAAUGAACCCUAAAGUAAUUGCAUUAUUUUCUUAACAUUUUCACUUCACUGUCUUAUAUUGUUUGAAAUUUGGUGGGCUUGUGUUGCUACUUGUUGGUGGUCCUAUAAGAUAUGAUAACUGUCAUGUAACGAAGGCAGUUAGUAACUUUACGUCCUUUACGUAACAAAAUACUGCUUAUUUAAAACGUCUUAUAAGGUACAGAGCAGAGUCACCGCAUGAUAUAAAUAUAACCGGUUUUGCUGGAGCCCAAAUGGGUCUCUCUGACAGGUUACCUUUGACAUUUAACGCUACAUGCUUCCACCGAGCAUCAACUUCUCGCUUCCUCGUUAGGUGAUUAAAUCUAACGGCAAGUCCUAGCUUGCACUAUUACACAAAUGUGCAAAGACAGGUUUGAUUGUUUCUGUUAAAGGAAGUAUCAUAGCAUUUUUAAGGGUAGUGUUGUUGUUUCAUAAGAAGCCAUGGUGGAGUGAUGCCAUCAUAGCUGUAGUCACAGUGAUUGUGCUGCUGCUGCUGCAUCCGUUUUGGGCGAGCAGGAGGCGUGACGUGCUACGUGCAGCUGGUCACGUUGCCCUGCAUAUGUCUGUGCAGCAUGAAUGAGGCUGUGCAGUGAAUGAAUUGAUAGAACAUACAGUACUAUUGUUAUUUAUCUGACUUAUUCAGUUUAUAAUCAUAUGCAUGUAUCACUUCUGAAGUAUGUUAAGUUGUAGGUGUACAGUACCAUACUUAGAAGGAUGUUGUGGUUGCUGUUUUGACCUUAUCUGUGACCUUUCCUCCAUGACACAGCCGCUCUGUGUCUAGUAAAGCUUCUGCAAAGCUUGGUUGGUUAACGCAGGGUUUGUUGGUGAUGCAACAUGCGCAAAGAUGUCUGAUGUUUCCUGCAGUUUCUCCACAGGAGGUUGAUAAAUGAAAUAGUGGAGAAAGUAUGCAGGGACAGUGGUUCUUCUGUUCAGAUGUUUACUCAACACAAACAGCUGCAUGUUUAAAUAAAUAGGGGAGAGUGGGGUAAGAUGAGCCAUUUUUCAUAUUUUGAAUAUCUACAUUAAGGCAAUCAUAGUUUUGUCUCUAUUGUAUCUGCACAAAUUUCAAAAUGUUGUGCAUCCCUGCAAACCAACAGAAUGAGUGUAAACAUAACUGUCUUGAUAAUAUAGCAUGCCAAAAAGAAUUGGUCUCCUAUGAGCAACUUACCCCGUGUAUGGGGAUGUUUCCUUGGCUGACUGGCACCUUACAUAGGAUUCCAUGCUAAGAAUCUUGGUUUUAUUAUUGAUGGGGAUUUAAAACUAGACAAACAGUUCAGCGAAGUGGUCAAAUCUCCAAAGUUAAAUCAUAUUUAAGCCAGAAGAACCUUGAAAAAGUUAUCCAUGCUUUUAUCACAUCUCGUUUAGAUUAUUGCAACUCCCUGUAUGUCGGCAUUGGCAGAUAUUCCUCCAUCCUUUUCAAAAAUCUAGGGGAGAUGAAGCAUUUUCUGUCGUGGCUCCCACCUUGUGGAGUGCUUUACCCCCUGACAGUGCGUACUGCGAAUUGCCUUUCUACUUUUAAAACACUUCUGAAGAUGUACCUGUUCAUUUUAGCCUUUGGGGCAGUAUAGUUGCUUUUAUUGGGUCUUUUAUUUACUGCUAUGUUUAUCUUUAUUGUUGUUUUAUGUUUUUAUAUGUUUUCUGCUUUUAUUGUUUUUAUAGUUUUUAUAGUUUUUUAUUGCUUCUGGCUUUUUUACUGUAUAGCACUUUGGUAGGCCACUGGCUGUUUUUAAAAGUGCUAUACAAAUAAAGCUGACAUUGACAUCAAUUAAAAAGCACAUCAUGUAGAGAGUGAUGCACAACCGGACCUGGGGCUUGAAACAUUCUCAUCAUUUUGUGAAUUAUGGAAAAGUGUUAAAAUUUGCAUAAAUUUGACAGUUACUUAAAAAUCAGUCAACUACAAGACACAUUUAUGCUGUUACUGUACAACCUGUCUCUGCUCUCCUGCUUUGUCCUUUUCCUUUUACUGUUUUUCUCAUUGCAAAGUAAAUUAAAAAGGAGCAUUAAACUAAAACAAUAUUAAUCUGUGGCAUCUUUUAUAGCGUUUGGACAUGUUGAACCUGGUAUUAAUCAUAGACAUGUCACAGAGUAAACAGUAUUUUAAUUAGAGCUUGCUUUGGAAGCUUUAAAAUGACUGUCACUAUGGUUGCAAUAAUAUGUGCUUUGUUCUCUUAUCAACAUCAGCUAGUGACCACUAAUGUGUCCAAACAUACUCAUAACAUAGAAUAGGAUAAGAGGAACAUUGUGCCUGCACUUCAACAUGCUUUCCUUCAAGUGUGUAUUUUUGUAUUAAUCAGUGUGCUCUUGUUUAUUGACUCCUCCUUUUCCAGAUUGGUAAUCUGGUGAUCGGUCAGAAUGGCAUCAUGUCCACCCCAGCAGUCUCCUGUGUGAUCCGCAAGAUGAAGGCAGUGGGUGGCAUUAUCCUCACAGCCAGCCACAACCCCGGAGGCCCCAACGGAGACUUUGGCAUCAAGUACAACAUCUCCAGUGGAGGUGAGUGAGCAGCAGACCGUUUAAGAUAUCAGGUAUUCAUCGCAAAGUAAGACGAUAUGUGGACUCGGACUAGAUUUCAAGAACAAAGAACAAAACGUAAUGAAACUUUUAGAACAUUAUAAACUUUGUCAACCAUGCAACAUACUAUACUUUAUAUGAUGUAUGUGCAUUGCAGUAGUCGACAGUGGGGUAAUAUGUAAUCACCAUGUUGAAGCUCCUGUGAGGAAUUUUGGUUUGUGUCAACUCUUGCUAAUGAAACAGACUCAAUCAUAUUGAUGCUAUUAAGAUAAGUUUCAAACCUGUUUUAGAUCUACCUGGGUCUGCCUGGACCCUUUAGACCCUUACAUUUCUUCCUUUGCCAUUACUGCAUAUCUACAGUCUGUUCAUCAUAAAUAUUUGUCUGUCAGAAAAGGUUCAGCUGCUAAAAAUGAAACAUUUGAAUCACAUUUGUUAGUUUAUUUGUUAGCUUGUAAUCUACAUUAAGCCAGUCAUGUAUUUGCUCUAAAACCAGUGAUAAUCCAGUUUUGAUUAUUUCAAAGUCUUUGCCUGGAUUAGGUUGAUCUGAUUUGUUGUGACUUUGAAAACAAAGCCCACAAGUAAAAUGAAGUUUAUUCAGGAUAGCAGUAGUAGGAUUUCAAAAACUGUAUCCGUCUGAUAAAGACGUUCCCAGUUGUCAUAUGACCGUACAUGCUAAAUAGAUUCUGACUACUUUGUUUUCAUUCAGCCACAUCAGCUGCCAAACUGUUUAUUCUGUCCAUGUGUAAUGUCUCACUUUCUUCUUUGUCUGCAGGACCUGCUCCAGAGGGCAUCACGAACAAAAUAUUUGAGAUCAGCAAAAGCCUGCAGGAGUAUCACAUCUGCCCGGAGCUGAAAGUGGAUCUGGCUACCAUUGGGAAACAGACAUUUGAGGUGGAAACUUUCAAGCCCUUCACAGGUAUGCCACAGAGAGCAGAACCCUGAUCCAACAUGAAUGAGAAACAGUUUAAGAUUCACUUGCUUGCCUUCUUGGAUUGAAGAUAUUUAGCAGCAGACUCAAUCCUCUCAGCUUUUUACUGCCAUAUAAGCUGUGCUUUCCUGUUUUUGUGUCUCAGUGGAGAUUGUUGACUCUGUGGAGGCCUACGCUGAGAUGCUCAGGGGCAUUUUUGACUUUGCUGCACUGAAGGAGCUUCUCUCUGGAGCCAAUCACAUUAAUGUCCGCCUGGAUGCCAUGCAUGGAGGUAGGGAACAGCGAAGCACAACUUCAGGUGUAAGUGAGUCACAAAAGACAGAGGCUGUUUUCUAAGACUUUCUAUCCCCGCUCCAGUGGUCGGUCCUUAUGUGAAGAAGAUCGUCUGUGAAGAGCUCGGUUCUCCUGCCAACUCUGCGGUCAACUGUGUCCCUAAGGAGGACUUUGGAGGACACCACCCUGACCCCAACUUGACCUACGCUGCUGACCUGGUCAACGCCAUGAAAGGAGGAGAGUACGACUUUGGAGCCGCCUUUGACGGUGAUGGUGUAAGUCAAGUUUUUCAAGCAGAAAAGACAAUUUCAGAGUGAUUGAGAAACAGAAAACCCACAGGUGCUUUUAAAAUAAUCCUGUUUAAGUCAAUUUGAAAGAAAUCUUUAGGUUUUCACUGGGACGGUCAUUGUCUGAGCAGGGUCAAACACUUUGACUCUGUCCUUCACACUCUCACAUUUUCUUUUCUUAAUAUCAUCAUUAAACUGAGGUACAUUAAGAACUUUAAUAGCCAGAAGGUUCUUUUUGUAGCUGAAACUAAUGGCCUCUGUGUCAUAACAAUACUCAUUGUCCAUUGACAAAACAUUAGAUGACAGCUAAACAGGAACACAAGAAGGCACCGGGGCUCAGCUGUGAUCUGAUGCUAAAAUUUGGGAGAGCAGAAUUGGAUGUUCUUGAACAGGACUCGAAUUUAUGAUGUCAGCUCACAUAAAAUGAAUUAAAUAAAUCUGUUUUAUUAAGCUCUAAACUUCGUUUUAACUUUAUAGACCAGAGAAACAAACUUUAAUCAGGAUGUAACUAAAGUGAACUCAUCUAUCUUUGGCAAUAUUUUUAGUUAGUUUUCUGUGUUUCUCAAGCUUUGCCACAGACAUUUUCUUUUUAGUGCAAGAGAAAGGCUAAGCUUAGGUGUAUCGUAGGAUGCUAAUAGUGAAAAUGAACCUGCAUAUCAAAUUUUCACUUUCAAAAAUAUUUUUUGAGAUAUCUGUUUGAAGACAACUUAACGUUUGUCUCUGCAUCUUGUAUCAAAUGCAAACGUCUAAGGAGAACUGUAAUGUUUCCCGUUGACAGCUUUUUUCACAUUACUUGUCAAAUUACUUGUCUGUCGUCCCCUGCAUUUGACUCUUGUUGUGUCUUUUUCACUCAGGACCGUAACAUGGUGCUGGGUAAACACGGCUUCUUCGUGAACCCCUCAGACUCUGUGGCCGUUAUUGCUGCAAACAUCUCCGGCAUCCCUUACUUCCAGAAGACUGGUGUGAAAGGACUGGCCCGCAGUAUGCCCACCAGUGGAGCCCUGGACAAGUAAAAUACUCACAGCCAAUUAAUUCCUCUUCUUCUUUUCUAACUCCUGCAUUAAAAACUGAAAAAUGAAUAAUUGUUUGUCAAUCUGCUCCAGUGUGGCUAAAGCUCUUCAGAUGCAGCUGUAUGAGACUCCAACUGGCUGGAAGUUCUUUGGGAAUCUGAUGGAUGCUGGAAAACUUUCACUGUGUGGAGAGGAGAGCUUCGGCACAGGUUAGCAAAUAUCAUUGUAGUCAUUAUAAAGCCGGAACUCUACCAAAGUAAGGCUGUGUCUCACCUCUUACAUUCUCUCUAUUCUUCCUCUGCUGACCUCAGGCUCUGAUCAUAUCAGGGAGAAGGACGGUUUGUGGGCGGUGCUUGCAUGGUUGUCAAUCUUAGCCACCAGGAAACAGAGCGUGGAAGACAUCAUGAAGGCUCACUGGCAGAAAUUUGGAAGAAACUUCUUCACCAGGUCAGGAACGAUUCCUAAUCCUUUCUGUAAAUUUAUGUGUGAGUUAAUUAAGAGCGUGUGUCUUGAUUGUUUUAGAUCCAGGACUUACUUUGGUUGAUGCAGUUGCAAAAACACCUGUUGAUAUUUUAAGGUUGUUUUUUGUUCAUAUGGUACUCUGGCACCAUCUGGUGGUUGAUAAGAGAACUGCAGCACACUUUGGCUUGGAGAUAUUCUCAUUGGGAGGCUUAUAAACAAUUAUUCUGUGACUAAAUGAGGAAAUCUUUAAAAAAUAUUUAUAAAACCAAAACUCAAAGUGUCUAAUUUUUAGAGUCUAGUGCUGGUAAGACUCCAUAUUUGACUUUUCUAUCUCAUCCAGGUACGACUAUGAAGAGGUCGACUCUGAUGCCGCCAACAAGAUGAUCAAAGACCUGGAGACAGCAAUGUUUGACCCAUCCUUCAAAGGGAAGAGGUUUUCAUCGGGGGAUAAGACGUACGAGGUGGCUGUCGCUGAUAAUUUUGCCUACACAGACCCUGUGGACUCCAGUGUAUCCAAAAACCAGGUGAGAGGCUGCAAACCAAGGCCCACCAAUACUAAUAGUCAAACUUUCUUUGUGGGGAAAUCAGGGUUAAAGUUCAAGCAAUACUUGUAAUUUUAAUGGCAAUUCGUUUGUACUUUCAUCAGUUAUUAAGGUUUAUUGUCUUUUGGAUUAGAUAAAACAAAGAGAUGACCACAAAAAUACACAAAUAUCAGUGUUUGCAUCAGCUAAUUUAGUCCUGGAACAAAGUUGAAAGACUUAAAAUGAAAGAAACGAUUGAUUUUUCUGAAACAUGAUUGAAAUUGGCCCACAGCCUAUUGAUUACGAUUAAAAACAAUGUCACGUAUUAACCCUUAUCAUUUUGAGGCAGGGCCACCACAUUUAGAUAUUUAUACUUAGUUUAAAAAUCAGACCGUGGACAGCCCAUACAGGUGUACCUCCAUGUUUUCUGGUCUAUUAUGCAUCUUCAUCUCUCGUGUCUGUCAAUAACCCUCCCUUCUUCUUCUUCUUCUCUCUUUCACUCUCAGGGUCUCAGGAUCAUCUUCUCUGAUGGCUCGAGGAUUAUUUUCCGUCUCAGCGGUACAGGCAGCGCGGGGGCAACAGUCAGGCUCUACAUAGACAGCUACGAGAAGGAUCCCCAGAAGAUUUACCAGGAUCCCCAGGUCAGGAUACUGAGCAGUAAUCUCAGGCAGCUAGAUCCAGAGAGAGAUGUUUGACAUGAAGUCAUCAGAUAGAAAAACAAACACUCAUUCAACCAGGACUAGGAUUUCUUAGCCCUAAAGUUUUUGUGUGUAUGGAAACCACAGAAACAGAAUAGAAAAUGAAGAUGCUAAUACAGUCUGUUGAGGUCAAAGGUCAGCUCUGUAGCCCGUAGGACAGCCAGCGUGACCUUAGUGGAGCUUGUAUUUUACACUGAAAUGAUGGAGAUGUUUGGCAGAGUCUGAGGUUCUAGCAGCUUAUCAGGAGAGAGAAUUAUAGCUCAUGGGAAAAAGAGAGAGUGAUUUCCAGCAGGACACUUCAUAAAGUCGUGUUGGACGUGUGCAGACGGGAGGUGAUGUAGAACAAGAGAAUGAGACAGGACCAAGAAAAAACGGAUUAAAGUUCAACUCAAACCCUUCGUCUUCAUUGGUGCUCACACAGACUGACAGAUAAGCAGAAACACAUUUCUGCAGAACCCUAACCUGACAGAUGGAUGACCUGAGGGUUAAUGGUUCAGUUGGCCGACUCCGGGUUAGUUUGAUUUACAGCUGCAGAGCCUUCCUCUGAGACAAACAGCCAGAUUUUAAAAAUAAAAGGGAGAGCAUUUCAUCCUGAAGGAUCAAAACAUUUCUGCCAAAGGAUGUUGUCCUGAAAAUCCCGAACAUGCUGCUCCUUCUUUGUUUACUUUGGUGAGUGAAAUGUAGUCCAUUUAUUCUAUUAAGUCCUAAGGUGUUGAUAGAUUAUCAUUAUUAUAAGCUGGUCCGACUCCAAACUGUGGUCCUUAAAUUGCGUCUCUACUGUGUGGUUUGGCACACAAUUAUUUGCAUUUUUGUUGUCAGAGUUUGAGAAAUGUACCAAAAUAUUAGACCAAUAAUGGCCAACUUUUUUGGCACCCUUCUGUUGGGACACUCAGGAUGGAGAAACAUCUUUGCACACCUGAUUGUGUGGCAAAUGUGUCAAAGGAGAAGGAGGAAGAAGCUCAUACAUAUUGUCUACAUAUUUAUCAAUUAACACGAUGUGAGGAGGUUAGAACAUACCUUUAGGUUGCAGGGUUCCUACACAAAUAUGGAAGAUAUGGAAAAGUAUGGAAUAAAUUGGACAAAUUUUUAGGUCUUAAAAAGUAUGUAAAAUGAAAAAUAAAAUAUGGAAAAUACAGUUCUAAAAUACUGUCUUCAAAAAUAGAAAAGAAGGUACUUCCAAAAAUAAUUACACCGACUACACUUGAAUUUGACAAAUUUCGCUUACCACAUCACCAAAGCUCUAAAAUGGGCUUGUUUUUUGCCACCUUUUAGAAAUGUCUAUAAUGUGGCCCUGAUAUAUAAUCGUAAAUCACAGCUUCUGCAAUCAUACAAAGAUAACUGUGCCUAAAUAAGAAAUACUUUUACAUCUAUGUUUUGGAAUGGACGCACAAACAACAUAGUGUGUUAGACAAAGUUGUGUUGUACCUACUUUUACACAGGUAUCAGUCAAGCUAAAAAUAACCUGAAAGGGGACAAACAUACUCAUCCUGGUAACAUAAGACGUCAGAAAGUGCACACCCUGAAAAGAUGGACCCACACAGAAAGUAAAACCUCCCGUCUCUUUGUGCAGGUGAUGCUGGCCCCUCUGGUAGACAUCGCCUUGAAGGUCUCCCAGCUCCACGAGAGGACUGGACGCUCUGGCCCCACUGUGAUCACAUGAUUCCUCUGCCACACUGCCUCCGCUCACCCACACUCAGCAACGGGAUACCUCUGCGCUCUCUGGGGGUGAAGCUGCCCUUGAAUGCUGUCUUGGCUUCAGUUCUUGGCCUUCUCAGAGACAGAGCUGGAUAAAAUACUACAACUGAACUUACCCACUGCCAUUUUUUAGAGUUAGAGUGUUUAUGUAGACGUAAGAUAAUUUAUCUCAGCAUGUUUCAUGUUACCUGGCAAACAGAAGCUGCAUUUCCAACGCAUAUCCUUCCUGGGAAUUAAGGACUUGUCGGUAUACCUUUUGGUAUAGAAAUGCAAGUUUCCAUCCCUUCCUGGGAGACCUUGCUUUCCAAAAGUAAAGGAACUCUGGUUGGAUCUGCUGCACUAAACUUUUUAAUCCUUAAAAUGAUGCACCUAGAUUAAAAAGAAGCGGGUACUUUUAGUGGAACUUCAGCCACGUUUUCAUGACAACAAGUCUAAACAAAAAAAAAAAGGAAUUUAAGAAAGCAGCAUCAUAUCCUUAGAGCAGAAAACUGAGCUUUAAAUGUUGAUUGUAACCAUGUAACUUGUCCAGCUCUGUUCCUGAACCAUAUCAUUAUAGGCCAAGACUGCCAAACUGGCUAUAGAUCAGCAAUAUCAGGAGCAACCUCACCCCUCUAAAGUUUCCCUUAAAUGACCUGGUGCCUUCCCCUCCCCUCUAUUCUCUAAAACCACCAAAAACAGCCUCUAAACCUGAACCAUAAACCGAUACAUCCUGCAUUAAUAAAAUAACACUGUAUAAAAGAAGUA